AUGGCAUCUGUUCCUGCAGCGUCUGUCUUUUCUUUGCCCCUAGCCCCAUGGCAACAACCUUCUAGUGUGCGCGUGGCUCAGUACGAGCCUAGGAAGCGCAAGAAGGAUCUCAACGACUGGGGGGACGAUGAUGACGAUGUUGAUGGCGACACAACAGAUGCGGCAUCAGAGGCAGCUGCUUCUGGUCCGUCCCUCAUCCUCUCCCCGGAUGAAGCCCACCAAUAUCGCAUUGCUGGCCUUUCCUUUGACCAAGAACUGCCCGGGGGCAAUUUCCCACAUGCCCCGGUUAAAGAUCAACCGACCCGUCGGCAGACACGAAAUCAGGUCCUGAAAGAAUUGACGUCAUUGUCGUCUCCCAUUUAUCCUCCCCAGUCUGCAGCUCAUCAAGGGAAUCUUCGUCUUCAGCAUCUGGCUGUGCUAUCCUCCAUCUUGCACCGUUGCCUACUUCAGAAAGACUUCGUUCGAGCGGGCAGGGCCUGGGGGUUAAUCCUCCGUGAAGAAGUUGGGGGCACCCCAAUCGACGUUCGCACUGAAGGGAGAUGGGGCAUUGGCGCAGAAAUCCUGCUCCGACGUGACUGUCAGGUCUCGGACAUGACUCCUGAUAAUGCGCAGGAAAGUGAGGCAGAGCCGUCUGAGGCACCGUUUUCCAAAUUAUUAUUCACAAGGCAGGGGUUUGAAAAGGCCAAACAGUAUUACGAGACGCUCAUCAUUCAGCAUCCAUACCGAAAAGCUGCACCUGACGCUAUAAGCUCUCUACACUUCUAUCCUGCCAUGUUUGGACUAUGGGUGUAUGUCACCCAAGAGGAGAGCAACGUUUCUCGACAAAAAUUAUGGGACGCCCAUGGUGCUUCCCCUGAUGACUCGGAAGAAGAAGAUUCUGCGCCCGAUAUGCAACACCAUUCUAGCUCACGACAGAAUACGCAUGCGAUGGUUGCCAGUGUUAGGAAGAGUGAACUGGAACAGGCCCAGAAGAUCGCAGCUAGGAUGGAUGAGAUUCUCGGAUCCCCUCCGUACUCCGACUCCCCGGAGUUGCUGGAGCUCCGCGGAAUGAUAUCUCUCUGGAUCGCUGAUCUCUUCGUCUCAUCACUGCCAUAUGCGCGGACAGAGGGAGAUCUGGAUGGUUACGAUUCGGAUGAGACCGGUUCGUCAUCCGCGGAAGAUCUCCAAGACUCACUUCAAGAGCGGCGAGAACGCCGUCUUGCAGUUGAGAGGAAGGAAUAUGAGGUCCAAAAAUCGCAGGAUUACUUUGAAAAAGCCAAACAUCGUGGCAAGGGAGUCACCUCUACGUUUGGAGACCUGCAUAUAGAUGAUGAUGCUUCAUUUGGGUAUGCGGAUUAA
Aspergillus niger is the source of this 1338-nucleotide messenger RNA. RefSeq lists its product as uncharacterized. Gene Ontology annotation, biological process: transcription initiation at RNA polymerase I promoter; nucleolar large rRNA transcription by RNA polymerase I. NCBI's taxonomy places the organism in Eukaryota, Fungi, Ascomycota, Eurotiomycetes, Eurotiales, Aspergillaceae. Gene Ontology annotation, cellular component: RNA polymerase I core factor complex. Gene Ontology annotation, molecular function: RNA polymerase I core promoter sequence-specific DNA binding; RNA polymerase I general transcription initiation factor activity; TBP-class protein binding. Bases 1 to 1338 code for a protein of 445 amino acids. The record is from RefSeq and is a predicted model, not a curated record. The transcript has a single exon.